AUGGCGCCUCUGACUCCAUACACCUACAUCCGGUGCCCUUGUGCCGAGACCCGGGCCAGCGACGACAGCUCGCCGUCGACGCCAGACAGCCCGGAGGACGAUGAGCGCACCUUCGACCCCCGAGCUCCGCGCGCCAACUACAGCCUUUACCCGCUGGAGCACUUGAUGUACUGCGAGGACUGCCAUCAGAUCAGGUGUCCACGAUGUGUCAACGAGGAAAUCGUCACCUAUUACUGCCCAAACUGCUUGUUUGAGGUGCCCAGCAGCAACCUUAAAAGCGAAGGCAACAGAUGUACCCGAAGCUGUUUCCAAUGUCCCGUCUGCAUCGGCCCCCUCGCGGUUACGAGCCUCGAGGAACGCUCCGAGGCAAGCAGCCUGCUCACGGCUGAUGCGUCUGCCCCGCAAGGCGGUCCCUACGUCUUGGCCUGUUCAUACUGCAACUGGAGCUCGACCGAGAUCGGCAUCAAGUUCGAAAGGCCCAAUGGCAUCCACGGCCAGCUGGCCAAGAUGCAGAACGGCGGCCAGCCGAAGCUGACGCCCAAGGAACACAAGGAGAGGAAGAAGGAGAGCCAGGGAAACUAUUCCCUGGACGCCAAAGACAUGGAUACCGAGCUGCAGUUUGCGCAACUUAAGUCGUUUUACCAGACGCAGCUUGCAAACUCCAACCCGUCGGCGGGAGGUUUGUCGUCUCUCGGAGACCUCGGCCUCUCCUCUCCCGGCUCCUUGUCGCGCAUUAUGAGUCUGUACACUGGAAACAACUAUGGGCACAAGCAGGCGCGGGGCAAGGUGCAGAUCAUGCGGGAGGCUCUCAGCACGGACGAAGGCCUGAAGACGACAGACCUCGACGAGACGGCUGCCAUCGAGAAGCUGCGCGCGACUCAUAUCGAUGACACGACCACCAUCGACCAGAACUCCCACCAACAAGACUCGGUCCGCUUCAGAGACCAGCUGCGCCCCAUCCCCUACCUCCUCAGGACCAAACGAUCGAAGCGAUGCCCCAUAUGCAGACACAUCAUCAGCAAGCCAGAAGCAAAGAUCUCAAACACGCGCUUCCGCAUCCGCCUCGUCGCGGGGAGCUACAUCCCGACCAUCACGAUCCGGCCCCUCAGCUCGGAGUCUCAGAACAUCCCCUCCACGGCCAGGCCGCCCAUACCCCAGGAGCUCUGGCUUACGCCUCUGAAGCCCAUCCAGUAUCUCCUGACCUUCAAGAACCCCAUCUUCGAGACGGUCAAGGUGUCCCUGGCCACGCCCUCCAGCACUCCCGGCCGGUUUGCGAGCACCGUGACGGUGUUCUGCCCGCAGUUCGAGAUCGACGCGAACACGGACAUGUGGGACGACGCGCUGAAGGACGACACCGAAAAGGAGAGCCGGAGGGGCGAGGAGGGCGCCUUGCAGCAGGCGGAAGUGGGUAAGAUUUACGACCGCGGCCGCAACUGGGUCAGCAUCGUGUUGGAGGUGGUGCCGGCGUCCCUGAGGCUGGAGGCCAGCGGCGAAGCGGCAGAGGGCGCGCUGCUGGAGGACGAGGACGUGUUGGAGAUUCCCAUGUUUGUGCGGAUCGAGUGGGAGACGGAGGCUCAGGGCGACGUCGGUACAACGGCAGGCAAGGAGAAGGAGGCUCGGGAAAAGAGAGAAUUGGCAUACUGGUGCGUCCUUGGAGUGGGACGCAUCAGUCAGGAGUGA
Colletotrichum karsti is the source of this 1680-nucleotide messenger RNA. RefSeq names its product dynactin p62 family protein. The record is from RefSeq and is a predicted model, not a curated record. The transcript is spliced from 2 exons. NCBI's taxonomy places the organism in Eukaryota, Fungi, Ascomycota, Sordariomycetes, Glomerellales, Glomerellaceae. Gene Ontology annotation, cellular component: dynactin complex. The coding region runs from base 1 to 1680 and encodes 559 amino acids.